ACAUCCCACCCAGCCGCCCCGCUCCGGCACCGACAUGCCUCGCAACGAGAGUCCCCCGCCAUCGGCCCCCACAAAGGCGUCCCUCGUCAAGUGGUGGACCCAAUUUACCAAUGCUCAGAAGUUUGCAAAGUACAGAGAUCCCCACAAGCCACUCUCAGACGACGAGGAUCACCCCGUGUUUGGAAAACCUUUGAGAGAGAGUCUCAGAUACGCCAGCGUACAGAUAUCCACAGCGAAUGCCAACGGCAGCUUGUACGUCUGGGGUUACAUACCAGUUGUUGUCGCGAAGUGCGGCCUCUACCUCAAAGAGAAUGCUACUGAAGUACAGGGCACAUUCCGCGUGAGCGGUUCGACCAAACGUAUGCGGGACUUGCAGAUGGCAUUUGAGACCCCACCACGAUACGGGAAGAACCUCGAUUGGAAGAAAGAGCAGUUCACGACGCACGACGUCGCGAGCGUGUUCAGGCGAUACCUGACCCAGAUGCCCGAGCCUGUCAUACCACAUGAUUUGUACCACCACUUUCGGGAUGCACUGGCAAAACAACCAUGCAACCACGAAGAAGUAAUCGCGACCUACAAGAAGCUAAUCCAGAAGAUGCCCCGCGCGAACCAAUACCUCCUUCUUUACGUCCUCGACCUCCUCUCCGUCUUCGCGCGCAAGAGCGACAAGAACCUUAUGAACGCCACCAACCUCGCAGUGAUCUUCCGCCCCGGACUGAUCUCACAUCCAAAUCACGAGCUCACGCCGCACGAGCACGCGCUCUCACAGCGGGUGCUCGAGUUCCUCAUCGAGCAGCAGGAUUGGUUCCUGCUCGACAUU
Coniophora puteana RWD-64-598 SS2 is the source of this 820-nucleotide messenger RNA. Its product is annotated as Rho GTPase activation protein. The transcript has 9 exons. The annotation marks the transcript as partial. The record is from RefSeq and is a predicted model, not a curated record. Gene Ontology annotation, biological process: signal transduction; activation of GTPase activity; regulation of fungal-type cell wall organization. Gene Ontology annotation, cellular component: cell cortex. Lineage: Eukaryota; Fungi; Basidiomycota; Agaricomycetes; Boletales; Coniophoraceae. Gene Ontology annotation, molecular function: GTPase activator activity.